AUGAUAAUUUAUCGUCAACCUACCUGUGGAGUUGUGGAAGAAAGGGGAAAGGCUUUGACAAGUGAGGGCGUCAGUUUCACAGCGGAAGUUGUAUACAAUCGUGUAUCCAAUGGCAACUUUUACAGAGAACUUGCGAACAAAACUACAGUCCACGUUGAACGCCGUGCAUUGCAGGUCCCUUACAAGUUAGAAGUGAUUGCUUUGACUAGAAUCAUCAUUAAACUGGGUGUCUCAGUUUUCCCAUAUUCUGGCAAAAAUCAACCUCCAAAAUUUGGAGAUUAUGAAGCUCAAAGACAUUGGAUGGAAAUUACGGUUAACUUACCCAUACAGGAUUGGUAUAGAAAUACAACAGACACUAAUUUAUUGUACUGGGGACUGGAUUACCCUCCUCUCACAGCAUAUCAAAGCUACCUAACUGGAUUGGUGGCUAAGAAAAUCAACCAAGACUAUGUUAAACUCCAUGUGUCGUGGGGAUUUGAAAACUUUGACAACCAACAUUUCAUGAGGAUGUCCGUCCUUGUGUCUGAUUGUCUUUUCUUUGUCAGUGCACUUUAUUUUUACAUUAGAAGCUUGAAGAUGAGUAAUAAGUACAAAUGGGUUUUCUUUGCUUUGUACUCACACCCUGGACUUACCCUUAUAGAUUAUGGUCAUUUUCAGUACAAUUGUGUUUCGUUGGGGUUGACCUUGUGGGCAAUCAUUUUUGUUUCUCAGGGAAAGAAUGUGUUAGCAGCAAUUGCCUUUUCAGCUGCCUUAAACUUUAAGCAGAUGGAGUUGUAUCAUGCAAUACCUAUCUUCUUCUAUUUGCUGGCUUCCUGUCAACCUAAAGGUUCCUCACUUCCCUCCCAACUAAAGAAUUUGGUCCAGAUUGGCGCUGCCACAGUGGCGACCUUUGCAAUCAUUUGGUAUCCAUUUCUUCAAAUUCAUGAUGGGCUUUUACAGCAAGUCAUCGUCAGAAUCUUUAUUCCUUUUCAGCGUGGAAUCUUUGAAGACUAUGUCGCCAAUUUUUGGUGCACACUAAAUGUUGUGAUCAAAAUCAAAAGACUAUUAAACCCAACCUCAAUCGCCUCGGGAACUAUCACCUAGGUCAUCUCCGUGCCUGAAAGAAAAGUCAGGACGUUGAUUCGAACGGAUUCGAAUGCAACGAGCACUAAGUACGGUCACAUUAUUGGAGGAAUGACCGUGUGCUUGGUUCGUGAUUUGGAGUCACAAGUGAUAGCUGCAAGCUGAUAUCACUCGAACCACUGUACCAACCCGACUAAGCGAAUACUUACCUACCAUACUUACCAUACGAAACUUGCUUCAUCAAGUCUUUUAUACUGUCUCAUAGAUGAUCCAAAAAGGCUACAGCUCAUUAUGGCGUCAGUUUAGCUUUAAUGCUAAAUUUCGCAAACACGGUGAACUAGAUUGACAAUAAUAAAAAAUGAACUUUA
Daphnia magna is the source of this 1430-nucleotide messenger RNA. RefSeq names its product dolichyl pyrophosphate Man9GlcNAc2 alpha-1,3-glucosyltransferase. Gene Ontology annotation, cellular component: endoplasmic reticulum membrane. The transcript is spliced from 4 exons. The record is from RefSeq and is a predicted model, not a curated record. Gene Ontology annotation, molecular function: dolichyl pyrophosphate Man9GlcNAc2 alpha-1,3-glucosyltransferase activity. The coding region runs from base 1 to 1083 and encodes 360 amino acids. Gene Ontology annotation, biological process: protein N-linked glycosylation. Lineage: Eukaryota; Metazoa; Arthropoda; Branchiopoda; Diplostraca; Daphniidae.